AUGGGAAGGGAGAGGUUAUUAGCGUACUUUUUCCAUUCUUGCAGGAGUGCGUGUUCUCUUCGUAACUUUGGCGGAGCAAUGUUACUAAGCACUGGUAUCCAUUUUAGUGGUUUGGAUUUUGUCAACCCGCCAAUCGUGCGUAUUGCUGCAUUAAGUCGUUUGUCUACGUUCUUUGUGUGGAUGUUAUUAAGCCAAACGGGAGCACAAUACUUAGCUACAGAGUAUACUAAUGAGAGCGUGCUUAUGCGUAACGUGUUUGCAUCUGUUCCUCAUGUUGAGCUAGAUAGCUUUGAAAUGAUGCUCUGUCGAGUCUUAACUUUUGCUGAUAGUCUGGUUAAAUGUUCUCUAUAA
Molecule: messenger RNA, 351 nt
Organism: Cinara cedri
Lineage: Eukaryota; Metazoa; Arthropoda; Insecta; Hemiptera; Aphididae
Source: the annotation of a GenBank genome assembly